UGCCAUUUUAGUGUCACUGUCAAAUCUAACCUCAUCAUUUGUUGUGAUUUGUGAUUUCAUUUCAGAUUACAAUAACUCAAAAAUGGGUAAACUAAACGUUUCUAUUAUGAGAUACCUCACUCCUGAAGAUUUUAGAGUUUUGAUAGCUAUCGAGAUGGGUAUGAAAAACCAUGAAUUAGUUCCAGCUGCCAUGGCAGCUUCAAUUGCAAAUCUGCAACAUGGAGGAGUGAAUAAAAUCCUUAGAGAACUCUGUAAACAUCGCCUUUUAAGUUAUGAAAGAGGAAAACGAUACGAUGGUUAUAGACUCACAAACACAGGUUAUGAUUAUUUAGCACUCCAUUCGCUCACAAAGCGAAAUGUUGUUGCCUCCUUCGGAAAUCAGAUUGGUGUUGGUAAAGAGAGUAAUAUAUACACAGUGGCGGAUACCGAAGGAGAACAAUUAUGUCUUAAGUUACACAGGUUAGGAAGAAUCUGUUUCCGAAAAGUAACUGAAAAACGAGAUUACCACAAGCAUAGAAAAUCUGCAUCGUGGUUGUAUUUGUCGAGAAUUUCAGCUACAAAAGAAUUUGCAUAUUUAAAAGCCUUAUAUGAACGAAAAUUUCCAGUGCCAAAACCUAUUGAUUUUAACAGACAUUGUGUUGUUAUGGAACUUAUUAAUGGGACAUUAUUGAAUCAUGUGCAAGAAGUCGAAAAUAUUGAUUCACUAUAUGACGAUCUAAUGAACCUUAUUAUACGAUUUGCAGAUUCGGGUGUAAUACACGGAGAUUUUAAUGAAUUUAAUAUAAUUUUAAAUGCAGAAGAGAAACCUAUUAUAAUAGAUUUUCCACAAAUGAUUUCCACUGAACAUCCAAAUGCUGAAUAUUUCUUUAACAGAGACGUUAACUGCGUCAAAGAUUUUUUUAAAAAACGCUUUGGCUAUGAAAGCGAGCUCUACCCACAAUUUUCAGAUAUCAACAGGGAGGAUAAUUUGGAUGCAGAAGUAGCAUGUUCUGGAUUUACUAAAGAAAUGGCAAAACAUAUUAAUAAAGAAUUUGGCUAUGAAGACUCUAAUGAUAGUAGCGAGGAAGAGGUUGAAGGGGAAACAGAAAAUGAAAAUGUACCAGAGAGAGAUGAUUUCUUUGAUGCGUCUGACAAGUUAGAAGAUAAAGAUAGUGUACAAGAUUUGGGAUCAAAAUCCAACAGUUCAACAAUAAAUUACAUAUUUGAUCAACUAAAGCUGAAGAGUAAAUUUGAUGAUACAGCACAAAAAAUAGAAGAUAUUCAACUGGAUUCAGAUGACUCGUCAGAUCACUUUGACUCUAGGAGCAUGCUCUCAACUACAUCUACUAUACCUCCAGAAGAAAUUAAAAAUCGUCUUAAAAAACAAUUGCUGAUCAAAGAAAAAAGACAACAAAGAAAGAAAUGUGUAGCUAAAGGCGAAAGUAGUGCAGUGACAAGAAGCAGAAGAGAAAAUUCCAAUACUAUAAAACAAUCUCAAGGGAUUUGGUGUGAUUAGUUUAUUUAGUUUAGUAAUGAAGUCUAUUUGAUAAUAUCUACCCAUGUUUUGAUAAUCUGGAAUACCAUAAAAAAAAUCUAUAUUAUAAAA
Molecule: messenger RNA, 1585 nt
Organism: Diabrotica virgifera virgifera (western corn rootworm)
Lineage: Eukaryota; Metazoa; Arthropoda; Insecta; Coleoptera; Chrysomelidae
Gene: RIOK2
Product: serine/threonine-protein kinase RIO2
Exons: 2
Coding region: 83-1495 (470 amino acids)
Biological process (GO): maturation of SSU-rRNA; protein phosphorylation
Cellular component (GO): preribosome, small subunit precursor; cytosol; nucleus
Molecular function (GO): protein serine/threonine kinase activity; ATP binding
Source: RefSeq, a predicted model, not a curated record